Columba livia (rock pigeon) is the source of this 4298-nucleotide messenger RNA. RefSeq names its product lipid droplet associated hydrolase (gene LDAH). Gene Ontology annotation, molecular function: lipase activity. Lineage: Eukaryota; Metazoa; Chordata; Aves; Columbiformes; Columbidae. The transcript has 7 exons. Gene Ontology annotation, cellular component: lipid droplet. Gene Ontology annotation, biological process: lipid storage. The record is from RefSeq and is a predicted model, not a curated record. The coding region runs from base 29 to 1261 and encodes 410 amino acids.
CCGGCAGGCAGGGGCGGCGCUGCCCGGGAUGUCCGCCCGGGAAGGGCUGUCUCCCCGCCUCGGGAGAAGCCGCACGCUGGCGGCAGGAGGCGGGGCCGGCCUCAGCCCACCCCGCUCGGCCCAGGCGGAAGGAGCGGCCCCGCCGCACCCGCCUCCUCCUCCCACCGCCGCCCUGCGCGGCCUCGCCGGCUGCUUCCGCCCGGCUUUGGCAGACUCCGCUGGCCCCGGCUGCCGCCUCUCCGCCGCUAUGCUGGGUGUCGGGGAGCCCGCCAAGGGGGAAGCAAACAUGAGGUCGGCGUCAGAAGAGCCAGUCCCAUUACAUGAAGAAUUUAUCUAUUGUUGUGGAGCUGCUACCCAUGUCUUAAAGUGUGGGCCCUGGAAAGACCUCUCAAAAGAUGAAAGUAAAAAUCUGCCCAGGCUCUUAUUCAUGAUUAUUCCUGGUAACCCUGGACUGGCAGGUUAUUACAGGACCUUUAUCCAGGCCUUAUAUUGUGGGCUGAAUCAGCAGUAUCCCGUGUGGGUUGUGAGCCAUGCCGGACAUUGUAAGCCUCCCAGUGGGAUGGAAAUGAUAGAAGACACAGAUAUCAAAGAGCUAGAGGAUGUUUUUGGACUUAACGGACAAGUAGAGCAUAAGCUGAACUUCCUCAAAAAGAAUGUAUCAAAAGAUAUAAAGCUGGUACUGAUUGCUCAUUCUAUUGGUUGCUACAUCACACUGGAGAUGAUGAAGCGAGCAUCAGAACUUCAGGUUCUUCGCUCUGUGCUGCUCUUUCCGACGAUCGAGCGGAUGGCUCAGUCCCCUCAAGGAAAGCUCAUGACCCCUUUGCUCUGCAAACUUCGUUACGUGCUGUACAUGCCCGUCUACCUGCUGUCCUUUCUGCCAGAGGGAGUCAAAGCCUCCCUGGUGCGGUUUGCUCUGCGAGGAAUGAAGACCUGUGAUGAAUCUUCCAUAACAACCUCUGUGAAUCUCUUCAGCCUGGACUGCAUUGCAAACAUCUUGUAUAUGGCAAGCCAAGAAAUGAUGAAGGUUGUGGAAAGAGACAGUACAACCAUAAAGCAAAAUUUAAAGAAGCUGAUUUUUUACUAUGGAACUGGAGACAAAUGGUGUCCACAGCACUACUAUGACGAGAUCAAAAUGGAUUUUCCGGACGGGGACAUUCGGCUUUGUGAGAAGGGGCUCCGCCACGCCUUCGUGCUGGAUGCCAGCAAGGAGAUGGCUGCCAUGAUUACAGACUGGUUACGGGAUGAUCUGACCAAAUUAUAAACAUGGAUUUAGUGAUUAACAAGAAAACGAUGUAAUUAUUUUGUGAACGUGUAAUUUUUUGUGAGAGAGUCUGUCCUAUUUUUUUUUCUGUUUAUUAUAGAUUAUGGCUUGUUUUCUAUUGAGAUGUUUUAAAGAAAGUUAAAGAGAGACUGGCUGGUCCAAAGUAUAGUUUUAUUGAUUCAGUGGUGAUGUACCUUCAACUUGUGUCUUCAGGACUCUGCAGGACUUGGAAAAGGGUGGAAUAUUAUUGCCUGCCAGCACUCUAUACAACACUGGUACUAGAUUCACUGGCUACAAGUGGAUGUGAGUUACUACAGCCUCACUCACCUGCUGGAGAACUGUCAGGGGUGGAUUUGGGGCAGCCCAGCUGGGCUGCUGUAGUAAGAAAUACCCUGCUGCUCCGUAUAGAUAAAAAUCCCCUUGUGGAUGGAUCCUGGUGAUGGAUCCUGGUGUGCUGUGAAAGACCUGGCCCUCUCUACAUGUCUCAUCUUCCAUGUAACCCUGGUACAUGACAGCCAGAACAACCCAAGGCCCCAGGACAAGCCUAGUGGUGUCUCCUCCAGGUCAGAUGGGGCUGGUGGUCAAUCGGAGGUCAGGCUGAGUUCUGGAUGAGUACAAGGGAGAUGUGCAGAGCAGGUGUGCAGUUUCUCCAAAUCUCAGAAGGGGUUUAAGGUGCUGCCAGGACUCCACAGGGUAUUAAAAAUACCGUGAGGUAACUGUGGCUGCUCAGCGAGGGAAUACCCAUGGAGCUCUUGUCUGGAACGUGGCCAAGUAUUUCAUUUCUUGACUGACUGUAGAGAAGGUAAAAGACACUAGUGAAAAGUGCCAGUAUUAAAAGGUUAAAACAGAUUGCAGAAUUCAUAUAUAACUACUUACAGGUGUCCUAACUGUCCUAAUGAAGUCCAUGGGAACAGUACUUGCUCAGCAACUUAAAAGAAUUAAACCAGUUUUGAUGCAUGCCUAAAUUUCAGUUCCGAAGGCUGAAGUAUGACAUUGUAUCCCAAGCCACAAAUUAGCCAAGUCCACUGUGAGAAAAUGGCUAUUACUCUGCCAUAGCUGCUCCCAUGAAAUGGCAUGAAGUGUUACUAUAGAGAACCAGAUCCUUGCUAAAGCACAUUGCUGACAAGUACACUGUUCCUCACAUUUGUUCAUCCCACUCCUAUAUAGAUAUAAAAAAAAAUAGAAAUAAAAAUAUCCUGCCAGUUUUGUUAACAGAAGACAUUACAAAUGAUAGUUAGAAAUGAAAAUAAUGAAGUGGAACAGAGCCAAGUGUAAUCAGGAAAAGCUUUCUAGCCAUGAACCUGUGAAGUAUUCUCCCUAUGGAGUUCAUAGAGACAUUUCUAAAUAAAUGAAACACUACAGAAGGGGGAAGUUCUGUCCUUGCAAACAGAUGAUUUUAGAUGAUGCAUUGGGUAUCUGACUUAUAUGAUUUAUUAACAGUUUUUAAAGGGUACUAGAGAGAAUGGUACUGGAGAACGUUCUCUGAGAUGCAGAAAGACCAAUUAAUUCCUUUCCCUGCACGAUCAUGUACACACCUUCCACUUCUCCCUAAAUCCCCCUUAAAUCUUUCACUGAUAUUUAGACCAAUUUGUAAUAGAGUUAAAUUUCUGGAUAUUUUGGACUAGUCUGCAAACCUCUAGCCAGACAGUGGACUUAAGUGACCUUCUUCGCACCAGAAACUGGUUUAGUUUUUGAGACUAGCCAGUGGAUUUUCAGAUUACACUGCCACAUAAUGAAGCAGAUACUGAACCUUGAGGCAGGAGCGUUGAGACCACGGGUGCAGCAGCGUGGGGAAGAGCCAGAUGCGUUCAGCAUGAAGGGAUUGAGACUGCGCAACUGAUUCUGUUUAUCAGAGAGUCGUGGGACUUUCCUUCUGAUCAAAACAAUUCUUGUGCUCACAUUGGAAAUCCAUAGUUGUGUGUCUGUGUGUGUUUAAAUAGCCCCCAGAGGUUGGCAUUCCUUUUGGAUGGCCUUAGGGCAGAUGCUAAAUGCAUCUGUUGGCCAAGGUGCUCCCUGUGAACAGAGUGUGGGGGGGGUGGUGUUCACAUACGUGGAGAUACAUAUACAUACACAUAUAAAUGUAUACAUAUGCACAUGUUUGUAUGUUAGCAACAUCAAAAAUACAGUUCACUUGGUUGUUUUGGUUUACACGUUGAUCUGGUUGAACAAAACAAUUGUUCUUCAAAGUACAUGGAAUGAAGGACUCAGUUUGUGAAGGCUCCGCUGUUGUAGUGGAUCUCCUGAGGACAGAAAAAAUCUUGCAUUAACCAAAGAUGACAAGCAACUAUUAAAGCCUGGAAACUGAAGCACUUACGAGAAGCAGUUGUUUACAGUACAUUAUUCAUAUACUUUGUAUGAGGAAUUAAUUUAGCAAUACUUGUACUUGACUUGUGUAUUCCUUUUAUACAAAUGUUAAUCCGUUAUAAUCAAUCCUACUGACUGCAUUGAGACCUAAACUGAGAUUAGGUCUGGUCAGUGAUGACCAGAUCUACUGCAGAAUAAUGCCUUACGUUUUUCUUAAAAGAAUUUUCUCUAAGAUUAUCAAAACCAUAGUGAUUCAAUUGCUACCUUCCUCCUAGGAGCUCUUACCGUAAGGCUACAAUCCGAAAAUUUGCUAUUCUACUCAUUGCAAAAAAACAUGGGUCUAGUUUUCACAGAUGUAUUUCGUAAGAGGAGCAGAUCUCACUCAACGAGAAUCCAGCUCCUCUGAAGCCCGUGGUGUUCACCGUGACCCCAGGCAGAGAGUGUCAAAAGUGCUUAUGGUCCAAAUGUGCCAACUUACCAUGAAAACACGGUGUGGUCUUGCCUGUUUUAGACUGUUUUAGAAUUCCUGGAAAACCUGUCACAAAUGAAUUGACUGUAUGCAGUAGCACCUAAUCUCUGUCAUUCACAUUUGUGCUUAAUUCUCACCACACGAGUAACCCUGCUAGCUUCAAGAACUUUGAUUCAUGUUCAAGUGUUUUGCUAGAUCGAUACCUUUUAUGAAAAUGUACACGACUCCAGUAAUGAAAAUAAAGACAUUUAUUGUAAAACGCAA